This is a messenger RNA of Aureobasidium vineae, 5676 nucleotides long. Lineage: Eukaryota; Fungi; Ascomycota; Dothideomycetes; Dothideales; Saccotheciaceae. The record is from the annotation of a GenBank genome assembly.
AUGGCCGAGCUCACUCACUUGAACGAAGCCUCAGUCGUGCACAAUUUGCACAUGCGCUACCAAGCCGACCUCAUCUACACCUACUCUGGCCUCUUCUUGGUGACAGUCAACCCGUACUGUCCUCUUUCUAUCUACGGCCGCGACUAUGUCAACAUGUACAAAGGCAGGAGUCGCGAAGACACAAAACCGCAUAUCUUUGCCAUGGCCGAUGAGGCUUUCAGGAAUCUCGUUGACGAGGGUACUAACCAGAGUAUCCUUGUCACAGGUGAAUCUGGUGCAGGAAAAACAGAAAACACAAAGAAAGUCAUCCAGUAUCUCGCUGCUGUGGCUACAUCGGACACCCCUCGGGCUAAGAACUCCGCGAGACAACCCUCCAACCUGUCCGAACAGAUCUUGAGAGCCAAUCCUAUUCUUGAAGCCUUCGGUAACGCUCAAACGGUCCGAAACAACAAUUCUUCGCGUUUCGGAAAGUUCAUUCGUAUCGCCUUUACUCGAGCCGGCCAGAUUGCUGGCGCUUUCAUCGACUGGUAUCUUCUUGAAAAGAGCAGGGUAGUGCGUCUAAACUCGCAAGAACGUAGUUACCACAUCUUCUACCAGCUUCUCUCCGGUGUAGAUGAUGCUACUCGUAGCGAAUUCCUGCUUGAUGGCAUGGAGCUCGAGGACUUCGAGUACACCAAGCAGGGCAACGAUGUCAUCUCUGGUGUCUCGGACAAGGACGAGUGGAACUAUUUGGUGGAGGCCUUCCACGUCAUGGGAUUUAACGACAAGGAUCAGAAGUCCAUCCUGCAAACUGUUGCUGCUAUUCUUCACCUGGGCAAUAUUACUGUUGCGAAAGAGAGCAUGCGUGCAGACCAGGCAUCUUUAGCCGCCAACGCAAUGGAAAGCGUCGAGAAGUUCUGCCAGCUGGUCGGUAUAUCCGUUGAACCCUUCGUCGAAGGCUUGCUUCAUCCUCGUGUCAAGGCUGGCAGAGAGUGGGUCAAGAAGGUCCAGACACCAGAGCAAGUUCGCCUGGCAAUUGAUGCAUUGGCCAAAGGUAUCUACGAACGUGGAUUUGGCAACCUCGUGGACCGUAUCAACAAACAGCUGGACCGAUCUGGGUCUGGCAUGGACGACACAUACUUCAUUGGUGUUCUGGAUAUCGCUGGUUUCGAAAUCUUCGAAGAGAAUAGUUUCGAGCAGCUGUGCAUCAACUACACCAACGAAAAGCUGCAACAGUUCUUCAACCACCACAUGUUCGUUCUGGAACAGGAAGAGUACGCUCGAGAGCAGAUCGAGUGGAAAUUCAUUGACUUCGGCAAGGAUUUGCAACCCACUAUCGAACUCAUCGAAGUGACCAAUCCGAUUGGUAUUUUCUCCUGCUUGGACGAAGACUCAGUUAUGCCAAAAGCCACCGACAAGUCAUUCACCGAGAAGUUGAACUCUCUCUGGGACCGCAAGUCGUCAAAGUAUCGACGAUCGCUUCUCAAGCAGGGUUUCACAUUGACGCAUUACGCCGCUGAUGUAGAGUACUCUACCGAAGGCUGGCUGGAGAAGAAUAAAGACCCUAUGAACGAUAACGUUACUCGACUUCUCGCUGCAUCUACCAACAAACAUGUCUCUCAUUUGUUCGCCGAUUGUCAGGACAACGAUGAGGAAGCAGGUGCGACCAGGAAUAGAGUGAAGAAGGGACUUUUCAGGACCGUUGCCCAAAGACAUAAGGAGAACCUAUCGACACUUAUGAACCAACUACAUUCGACUCAUCCUCACUUUGUCAGAUGUAUCCUUCCUAACCACAAGAAGCGUCCGAAACAAUUCAGCGCACCACUCGUCCUCGAUCAACUCCGCUGCAAUGGUGUUCUUGAAGGUAUUCGCAUCGCGAGAACCGGAUUCCCCAACAGAUUACCCUUCGCCGAGUUCCGUUCACGUUAUGAAGUUCUUUGCACAAAGAUGCCUAAAGGUCCGCUCGAAGGGCAAGUCGCAGCCAAGCUGAUACUCGAAAAGCUCAACUUGGACCCUUCCUGGUACCGUGUUGGUCUUACAAAGGUGUUCUUCAGAGCUGGCGUUCUUGCCGAACUGGAGGAGCAACGUGAUGCGCUCAUUCGCGAAAUCAUGGAGAGAUUCCAAUCUGUUGCGCGAGGCUACGUUCAGAGACGCAUUGCGCACAAGAGACUGUACCGUGCUGAGGCGACUCGUAUCAUCCAGAGUAACUUCAAGGCAUACCAGCAGAUGCAAGCCAACUCAUGGUGGAAUCUUUUCGUAACAAUGAGACCGCUCCUUGGAGCCACUCGACAGUCGAACGAGGUCAAGAAGCGCGAGGAAGAAAUCUUGAAGCUACAGGAGAGGAUGCGACAAGACGAAGAAGCUAGACUGAAAAUCGAAGAUGAACGCAGACGCGCCGAAUCUGAGAUUCAGAAGAUCCAGCAAACUCUUGAGAGCGAGAGAUCUCUUGCACUCGACAAAGAAGACAUCUUCCGGAGACUGCAAGACAGAGAAUCCGAGUUGAGUGAGAAGCUCCAUGGUGCCCUUGAAGAUCAGGAGAGACUGGAGGACCAGCUCGAAGCACUUAUGGAGGCCAAGAAGAGGGCAGAAGAUCAAGCAGAUGAGUGGCACCGACAAGUGGAGCAAGCAACUCUAAUCAUCACCAAACUGGAAGGCGAGAAAACCGAUCUGAACUCCCGAAUCACUGCUCUAGACGCUCAGCUUGUUGAGGUCGAACAGUCUCGCUCACAAACCACUGAACUGGAAGAGAAGCUCAGCCAGGAGAUCAAGAUGCUCCAAAGUCAUGUAAGCCUCAAGGAUCGCAAGCUUCAAGACAUGGAGGCAAAGAUGCUCGAGAAUGACCAUGAACUCGAUCUCAAGCUCUCUUCUGCCAACAAAGACGCCCAAGACUCGAAGAAGAAGAUCAAGGAUCUUGUGGAUGAGAAUCGCUCGAUUCGCCAACAGAUGUCUGAACUCGCUUCCACAUCGACUAGCUACGAGGAUCUGAUCCGACGCAAGGACAGCGAACUUACUAUCCUCAAGACCGACCUCAAAAGAUUCCAAGAUGACCGAAAGCGUUUCGAGCAAGAAAAGCAAACUCUGACAAGCCAGCACAACAGCAUUCAAGGUCAACUACGAGGCACGUUGGCUGAGAUGGAGGCCAUGACUUCACAGAAGGCCCAGCUUGAGCGCGAGGUCACAGACGCUAAAAGAGCUCUGGAAGACAAGACCUCAGCAGACACUCAAGCUGAGAUGUUGCAGAAGCAAAUUGAAGAUCUCAAGAGCGAACUCUUCGAAGUGCAGACCGAGUUGAGUCGCGAACGUCAAUCGCGUGACGAUGUCAAGAAGAUCGCUGAGAGUGAGUACGAGAGUCUGAAGCGAGAGUUCGACGCUCUCAACGAUUCCAAGGUCACGAUUGAGAAGGAAAUGUAUGCUCAGUCAGAUGUCACACGCAGAACAAACGAAGCUCGUGCCGCUGCAGAAAAAGAGCGCAAGGACUACCAAUCCGAGCUUCAGAACCUGCGAAAGCAAUUCCUGGAUCUUCAAGAAUCAAAGAUUGAGGCUGAAGCUGCUGUCGAGCGCAAUGUUACUCGUCAAGCCAACGAACGACAAGCUCUUCUUAAACGCGAUCUACAGAACAUGGAGAGGCAUGUCGAGGACCUUGAGACCGACAAGAGCAAGAUGGCGGCAGAAGUGCAAAGAAUGAAGGAUUUCAUUUCUGGCAAUGAUUCGUUCCGCCUGCAUCAGGACCAACACAAAGAACGUCUAGAACGGGAGUUGGUCACCAUCAAGGGUCGUCUGGCGGCAUCCGAGAACGACAACCGAGCUUUACUGAACAAGCUUCAACAGAAGAAUCUGGAUAUCGCUCGGUCAAAUUCUCGUGCUGUUGACACACAGCGAUCGAAAAUUAACCAUCUCAACGCUGAGAAGAUGAACGCUGAAGAGAAUGCGAAGAAGCUUAUGCGUCAGCUUGAAGAUGCACACCUGACAAUCACCUCUUUGGAGAAGCAGAAGGAGAAACUCACCCUCAGUCUGGAGGAUCUUAACCACGAAAUCACUCGCGAGCAUCGCACUACCAGAAAUGCCGAGCAAGCGUCCUCGACCGUCAACCUUCAACUUGCCGAAGCCAAUCGCAAACUCGAGACUGAACGACAGUUGCGCAAUCAGGCCCAGACAAAUACUCGAGCCGUGCAAUCCAGCCUUGACAGUGUUAACAACGAGCUUGCUGAGUGCCGUGAGCAACUUACACUUCUUCAGAAGAUCUUUGAUCCAGAGAUGAAGGACUUGCCUUCCAAUGUCGAUGGCAUGAAGCCUGAUAUGGCUCGCACCGUCGAUCUGGCAAAGAAACUGGAAGCGUCUCAGCAAGCUCUUCACAUCGCGAACGAGAAGUUCUCGCGUGCCGAAGCACAGUUGAACGAUCUGCGUGCUCACCACCAGGACGAGAUGCAAGAGAACGAUCACAAGCAUGCCAACGCUAAGCGCGUUCUGCUUGAGGAGAUGAACUCGAAUCAGGUUAAUGCCCGCGCCUCGCCCGUCCCUAUGCGUAGGGAUUGGGAGUCUAGAAAGCCUUUCUCUCCUGUGCACACGCCAUCUAACCAGCGUCACCUGAGUAACUACACCACAGACUCUGCACGUUCUGAUCGUACCAACGACACUGCUGCCUUCAACAACCGCAUGGAUCUUGCAGCAGAGCUCGAAAUGGUCCAGAAUCAGCUUCAGAUGUCUGAAAUGCAUAACAGACAUUUGGAAGCUCAAAUCGGACGCAGUCCAUCAAAGCAAAAUUUGCAAGAUGAAAGCCCCUCGCUUCGCAGAGUGCAAAAGCUCUCCCUUGAGAACAGCAGAUUGCACGACAUGUUGGACGACUCUGCCAGGAAAGUCUCUGCCUUGGAAAAUAGCAUUCGUCUUGGUCAGCUUUCCUCUCCGAAGUGCAGACCAAGACACAUGAGGAGCUCUUUGACCUCAUCAACUCUCAGGAGCAAUCACGUAGAUCUCUACUCUCUUCGCACAACAUGGCCAUUUCCGAGCUUGCAGAUGCGAAGACCGCAUUUGACGAGAUCAAGCAGAGCAAGGUCUCGUCGGAUGUCGAGCUCCGCGAUGUCAAGUCUGAGCUUGCCGACUUGUCUUACGAGAGAGAACAAGAGGCUGCUAGCCACCAACAACUGCUUGACGAGUUCUCUGACCUCCAGAUCAGACUCGAUGCGGAGACAUCUAAGCUGCUUGACGUUACAUCUAGCCUCAACCUCUACCGUGCCCGAGCCGACGAGUACUUCGGUAAGCUCGAGCAAGCUGAGAUUGCGGUCCUCAAGGCAACUAGAGCAGAACAGUUUGCAAAGACCCAGGCCAGAGAAGUCGAAGACCAGUGCGCAAGCAUCAUGUCAGAACGCAAGCACAUGGACUCAUUGGUCGAGGACUUGCAACGCCAAACACAGCAGUACGAAGAGAGGAUUGAAGACAUCUCUGCUGAUCUCGACGGCGCCCUCCAAGCAAAGAAGCGUCUGCAAAACGAGCUUGACGACUACAGAUCUCAACGCGCCAUGGACAUUGAAGACAAGGAGUCCUCGAUGGAGCAAACUCGCAAGAAGUAUCAGUCAGAACUUGCCGCCGUUAGCAACGAGCUGGAGAUUGAACGCGAGAAUGUCAUCCAUGUUCGCGGAGAGAAUGGCCGUCUUCGUGACGAGUUGGAGGAGUUGCGCAACAAGUGGGACGAUGAAGUUUUGA